This is a messenger RNA of Scleropages formosus (Asian bonytongue), 1059 nucleotides long. Its product is annotated as platelet-derived growth factor receptor-like protein. Lineage: Eukaryota; Metazoa; Chordata; Actinopteri; Osteoglossiformes; Osteoglossidae. The transcript has 5 exons. Bases 1 to 1059 code for a protein of 352 amino acids. The record is from RefSeq and is a predicted model, not a curated record.
AUGAAAAAGGCUGAAAUGAAUGCAGGAAGAAAGAACAAAGCCCCCCAACCAGCAAGAAAACUGAGAGUCACAUCAGCACGGGGCCCACAGACCCAAACCUUCCUCACCCAAGUACUGGAUAAGGGAAAGUUUCACAAGCUGGGAGACACACUGAGUAUUCCAGCAGGGGAAAGCUUGAACCUCAGGUGCAAAGGGAAUCCUGUGCAAUGGACAGUGCCUCAUUACCUGGAAGAGGAGAAUGAGGGCAGGCUCAGCACUGUCCAGCACAAGCAUUACAGCUCCCUGACCUUAAGCAAUGCCACAGGGACAGACACAGGGCAAUACACCUGCUACCCUAUGUACUGUGAAGACAAAGACUGCAGGAAGGAAUAUAACAAAGCUAUUAAGGUCUUCAUCUUCUUUCCUGACCCCCAUGAGUUGUUUGUGCCAUCUGCGGAGUAUUAUGAGGUGAUUCAGCUCCGAAGCAACCGACCCACCACUUUGCCCUGUCAAGUGACUUCUCCUCUAGCCAAGGUGACAUUGCACCGAGAGUUUCCCCCAGAGGAGGUGCAGGUGGAUGGGUCAGAGAUCUCCUUUGAUGUGAAGAAGGGCUUCACAAUCCACCGCCCCAGACCCCACCAUGCUGGUGCUCUAUUCUGCGUGGCCAGUCUGGGUGGUCUUCGGCAGAGCUCCACCAAGUACUUGCUCAUCUAUGUCAACUACCCUAUGUCCCCUCCAUCCCCAAAGAUUCAACUCUCGUCUUCUUCAGUUCGAAUUGGAGAGAAUUUGCAGGUGUCCUGCACCGUGGAAGGAGAACUGGAUGUAGAUAUUGUUUUCACUUGGGAAUUCCCUGGGCAAAAGCUUGGAAGGCCACUUUACACCCAGGACAGCAUGCGCCUCAUUCGAACUGGAGGUCAAGAUCUCCAGGUGUCAGAGACCUUGCUCCUUGUGGAUGAGAUAAGGGAUGUAGACAAGGGAACGUACACAUGCACCGCCCAAAACUUGGAGGGCUCCCGGUCUGUCUCCACCAUGGUCAAGGUGCUACGAGCCAAAACCAUUUCCAAGGCUAAGAAACACUAA